Molecule: messenger RNA, 1413 nt
Organism: Exaiptasia diaphana
Lineage: Eukaryota; Metazoa; Cnidaria; Anthozoa; Actiniaria; Aiptasiidae
Product: cysteine dioxygenase type 1
Biological process (GO): L-cysteine catabolic process
Molecular function (GO): ferrous iron binding; cysteine dioxygenase activity
Source: RefSeq, a predicted model, not a curated record
CUGUYGGCUGAGGUCAGACGAAACUUCGCACUCCAUGUGCGCAGUCGUGCAGRGAAAGUUGUAAAAAGUACGGUGYCGUAUUUGUUUGUCCCGCCAAUUCUCCUAUUUGUUCACUACCCAASGUUUGUACAAUGUCCUGCAAAAGAAGUAUCAAAGUUCCACAGAGUUUGGAGCAACUUGUACAAUGUCUUCAUGAAAUAUUCGAAGAUGAUGAAAUCAAUGUAGAYGAGGUCCGUGAAAUCAUGGCCUCUUACGUGUCAAAAGAACAAGACUGGAGAAAAUACGCGAAUUAUGAUCCUUAUAGAUUUACAAGGAAUUUAGUCGACGAAGGCAAUGGCAAAUUCAACUUGAUCGUACUUUGUUGGGGAGAGGGUCAGGGCAGCGUGACCUACAUCAAUGAUUCCAUYGGACUGCAUCGUAUGGAAAACACCAGCCAUUCAGACACAGCAUGCUCUCUUCACCUGUAUUGUCCGCCUUUUGAUAUGUGCAACUCAUUUGACCAGAGAACAGGACACAAGCAGGCUUGCAAAGURACAUUUUGGUCAAAAUAUGGCACAAGAACUCCAUUUAAGCCAUCUGGUAAUUAAAAGAGCACAAGAAUUAUUUUCCCCUCAAUUAGUAAUACCUCAAAGUUUGUAUAAAAAUUUAAAAGCAUUUUAUACCAUAGAAAAACCUAUAGAAGAACCCACGCUUACAACCAACAAUUUUUCUCAAACUCAUUUUGGACUUUGAGCAAGUUUUGGUGUCUGUCAGUAAUGAUAUAAUUGAUAGAGCUGUAGGAACGAGAAGAAUUCAAAAAAAAAACUGUGUUGUACAAAUAUGGUUUUAAAACUUUGACUAGCUUGCAGUAUACUUAUAACAAACGCUUGUUUUUUUCAAAAUGAUCAUGUGUCUCUUGAUGAAAGUUGCUUUCARAUUGGUCAACAUCAAAGAAUCUGGUCAUUUUUACUACAUGAGAAAAUGUAUGUGGGCAAAGCAAUCAGAAAAAAUCCUUUCAAAUGGCUAAAAGMAAAGUUGAUGCAACUUUUUUCGAGUAAUCUAUUUUUUGGAGAAAAAAGUCAAAGUAAUGAAAAAUGUAAGUGUAAAAAUUAGUGUUAAAUUAAGAUAAAAUAAGUGUAAAUUGUAAAUAAGGUAAUACUUUAUGACAUUGCUGCAAUGGUCAAGCAUUUGGGAUUCCUGUGGGGUGUAAUUUUCACCACAACAGGCCCAAGACACACUAUGCAUGUACCACAGGAAGCCCAAAGCAGACUGAUUGCAUUCAUAGCAUAAGAAUUGCGUUUAAGAACCAUAUUUAAGGUUUAGAUAUAUCACUACUGUAUUUAGAAAUGAUAACUCUGGCUCCCAUUGUCUGUGGAGCUGCUCGCUGUUUGAGCAAAAUAGUCUUAAAGUAUUCCUGGACCAUCAUGAAAGGUA